Molecule: messenger RNA, 685 nt
Organism: Ostrinia furnacalis (Asian corn borer)
Lineage: Eukaryota; Metazoa; Arthropoda; Insecta; Lepidoptera; Crambidae
Exons: 2
Coding region: 44-493 (149 amino acids)
Source: RefSeq, a predicted model, not a curated record
GGUGUACAAAAUAAUUAGCCGUAGGAAAGGCAAGCAACUGGUCAUGGUAGAUGAUUAUACCUUCUAUAAGACGAACAAAAACAGCAAGGUCUGGGUGUGCUCCAGGAAAACCAGAGGAGACUGUUCUGCCAGGAUCAAGAUUGACCGUGGCCGCUUUUUCCCAUGUUGUCUGGAUCAUAACCACGAGCCUCCAAAAUUCCAUAUUACGGAAGAAGGACAGUACGUUAUAAGACGAACAAAACGUUUAAGCAAAAGGAUCGAGUACAAAUUAAUACAUGGAAAAAGCGGGCCAUUGAUCAUGAUCCACGGUUACACGUUCAACAAGAUAAAUAAAAACAGCAAGGUGUGGGUGUGCUCCAGGAAAAGGAGAGGCGAUUGUCCCGCCAGGAUCAAAAUGGAUCAUGACCUUCUAGUUUCAUACUAUCUGUAUCAUAACCACGAGCCCCCGAAUUAUUUUAUUACUAAAGAAGGACAGUACAUUAAAUUCAAUUAAAGAAGAACACUUAUCAAACUCGAAAGAGAUCGUAACCGUAUCAACUCCAGGCGGUCAGUAUUCUAUAUAUGAAACGCGCGAAUGACGAUGAUAGCUCGCGGAAGGCGAUACGGUUCCUUUCCGAUCCUUUUCCGAGUUGAUAAGAGUCUGCUAUGACCUUAAACGUUCAAACUGAACACUAAGUUCCUAGUU